AUGAAUGAAUCACUUGACGUUGAAAAUGCAAAAGCUAAAAUAAAAUUAGUGUUUUCUUAUUGGGUAAACAUUGCAAAUAAUGAAUUCUCUAAAACAAAUAUAUUUUGUGUUUUAUCAGGAAAAUCUAGUAAAGAUGAAAAUGCAACAAUACAAGAACAAUUUCAAAUGUGGUUAACUGGAUACCAGUUAACUGAAACAUUUUUUAUAUUUUUAAAAAAUGAAAAGUUAAUUAUUUUAACAAGUGAUAAAAAAAGAAAAUUUUUACAGCCACUCUUAGAUAAUAUGGACAAUGUAGAAAUUUUAGAAAGAAGUAAUGACAAUAAGGAGAAUUUUGAAAAAAUUAAAAAUUCAAUUGAAAGCGCAAACUCUAGUGAAAUAGCAAUAUUAAGAGACACAGAUGCAACUGGAACUUUUUUUGAAAAUUGUUAUGACUUCAUUAAAAAGUUAGAUAAAAGGGAAUUGGACGUAAGUAGUAGUAUAAAACACUUACUAAAUUUUCGUUCAGAAUCAGAUAUGAAAAUUCAAAAAAGUGGAAGUGAUAUAGCAUGUAUAAUUUUAAAAAGUACUCUUAUUACAACGAUAGAAAAUGCACUAGAUAAUGAAGAGUUUGAGAGCCAUGAAAAAAUAAAAGAUAAUGCUUUAAAAUUUCAUGAAAAUAAAAAAUGUUUAAUGAAAUUAAAAGACAAAUUAAAAGUAGACAUAGAUGAAAUAGAUAUUAUUUAUAGUAAUGUUCAGAGUGGAAACAAAUUUACACUAACAUAUAAAAAUAGUAACGAUAAAAAUUAUUUAUCUCAAAAUGAAGGAACAAUUAUUGUAGGUCUUGGUUUGAAAUACAAAGAGUUAUGUUGUAAUAUAACAAGAACUUUAUUACUUAAUGCUAAAACCCAUCAUAAAGAAUUAUACAAUUUUACUUUAAAUAUAGAAAAAUAUAUUAUAAAAGAAUGCUUAAAAGUAAAUAGUACCUUUUCUAGUGUUUAUAAAAAAGCAUUUGAUUAUAUAAAACAAAAUAAAAAAGAAUGUGAUAGCUUGCAAAAUAUAAACUUAGAAGAAUACUUCGUUAAAUGUAUAGGACAUGUUAUAGGAAUAGAAUUUAUGGAGAAAGAAUUUUUAAUAACAGAAAGUAAUGAAAAUGGUAGAAUAGAAAAAAACACAUCAUACAAUUUGUCAGUUGGCUUUGAAAAUGUGCAAGGAGAUGACAAAAGCAAUUUUGCUAUCUGGUUAAGUGAUACUAUCUAUAUUAAUGAUAAAGAAGAAGUUAUUGUUUUAACAGAUACCUUAAGUAAAGAAAUUAAUACUAUAUCUUAUGAAUUAGAAGAUAGCUCGAGUAAUGAUGAAGAAAAAAAAGAUGUAAAAAAAGAAAAAAAAAAUGGAGAUGUAGAUAAAAAAAAAAUUGGUAUAUCUGCCAGUAUAUUAAAUAACGCAGCAAGUGUUAUUGUCUCAGAUAGAUUAAGAAGAAGAAAUAAAAAUUCUAUAGCACAUAAUAAUGAACAAGAGAUGGAAGAAUUAAAUAGAAGACAAAAUGAAUUAAAAGAAAAAAAAAUUAAUGAAAUCAAAUUUAGAUUUUCUAAGGGAACUAACGAUUAUAAAGAUAUGAAUAAAAAAAAUAUAAAAAAACUUGAAGAUAUAAAAGCAUAUAAUGAUCCAGAUUUGCUACCAAAAGAUCUAAAACCAAAUGUCAUAUGUGUAGAUAAUAAACAUGAAUGCAUAUUAUUACCAAUUAAUGGAUUGCAUAUACCUUUUCAUGUUUCUACUAUAAAAAAUUUAAGUUCUAACUAUGAAGAUAAUAAUGAUAUAUUUGUUUUACGUAUCAAUUUUUUAGUUCCGGGAAAUCAAGGAGUAGUAAAAGGAGAUUUUAAUACAUUUCCAACAUUACAAGCAAAGGAAAUGUAUAUUAAAGAGUUAAUAUUUAAAUCAAAAGAUGAAAAACAUUUUCAGAUGGUAGUUAAACAAGUUAAAGAAUUAAUUAAACAAGUAAAGCAAAAAGAAGUAGAAGCGGAUGUAAAUGAUUCUAAACAUACUCAGGAUAAAUUAAUUUUAAAUAAAAGUGGAAGAAGAAUUAUUUUACGUGAUUUGAUGACUAGACCGAAUAUAUUUACUGGAAGAAAAAUAUUAGGUACAUUAGAGCUGCAUACUAAUGGAUUAAGAUAUUCAGCUAAUUCAAGAGGAACUACAGAGUAUAUUGAUAUUUUAUUUGAUGACAUUAAGCAUGCCUUUUAUCAACCUUGUGAUGGUCAAUUGAUUAUUUUAAUUCAUUUUCAUUUAAAAAGAUAUAUAAUGGUAGGAAAAAAGAAAACAUUAGAUGUUCAAUUCUAUUGUGAAGCUGGUACCCAAAUAGAUGACUUAGAUAGAGCUAAGGCAAGGAAUGUUUAUGAUCCUGAUGAAAUGCAUGAUGAAAUGAAAGAAAGAGAGCAAAAAAACAAAUUAAAUUUAAUUUUUAAAAAUUUCGUUCAACAAAUGCAAGAUGCUUCAAAAAUAGAGUUUGAAAUUCCAUAUCCUGAAUUAACUUUUUCAGGAGUUCCAAACAAGAGUAAUGUAGAAAUAUUUGUUACAGCAAACACAAUUAAUCAUCUUGUUGAAUGGCCACCCUUUAUUUUAUCAGUUGAAGAUAUUGAAAUCGCUUCAUUAGAAAGAGUUCAUCAUGGUUUAAGAAAUUUUGACAUGAUAUUUGUUUUUAAAGAUUAUACAAAACCAGUUAAAAGAAUUGAUGUUAUUCCAACAGAAUAUAUUGAUACAAUAAAAAAGUGGUUAACAACUAUCGAUAUAGUAUAUUAUGAAGGAAAAAAUAAUUUACAAUGGGGAAAUAUUUUAAAAACUAUUCUAUCUGAUAUUGACUCCUUUGUAAAUUCAAAAGGAUUUGAAGGAUUUUUGGGAGAAGAUGAUGAUGAAGAAGAGCACUCAGCUGAAGAUGAGGAUGAAGAUGAUGAAUAUGAAUUAGAUGAAUCAGAGCUAAGUGCUGAAGAUGAUAGUGAAUAUGAUGAUAGUGCUGAUGAAAGUUUAGCAACUGAAAGUGAUGGAGAAGGAGAAGUUGAAGAAGAUUCAGAAGAUGAAGGAUUAUCGUGGGAUGAGCUUGAGGAAAGAGCUAAAAAAGACGAUAAAAAACGAUUCGCAUAUAAAAGUGAUGAUGAUGAAGGAUAUAAUAAAAGGAAGAAAAAGAAAAAAAAUUAA
Messenger RNA from Plasmodium gallinaceum, 3165 nucleotides. Its product is annotated as FACT complex subunit SPT16, putative. Gene Ontology annotation, molecular function: nucleosome binding. Gene Ontology annotation, cellular component: FACT complex. The transcript has 3 exons. The record is from RefSeq and is a predicted model, not a curated record. NCBI's taxonomy places the organism in Eukaryota, Apicomplexa, Aconoidasida, Haemosporida, Plasmodiidae. The coding region runs from base 1 to 3165 and encodes 1054 amino acids. Gene Ontology annotation, biological process: positive regulation of transcription elongation by RNA polymerase II; transcription elongation by RNA polymerase II.